GCCGCCUCUAGGGAUGGACGGUCAGGCCCUGCGGAAGGUGGAGAGAAGCCGGUCCUGCUCUCAGGAGAGAAAGGAGAUGUCAUCCUCAGACUUUAUAAACAGCCUCUAACAGCCAUUGAUAAAAUUAUGACCUGAGAUGGGACCAAGGACAAAGUCCCAUGGCAUGCCACCCUUCCCAGGAAGAGUAAUUUAGAUGGCAGGGGUUACAGUAAGGACAUGGUGACAGACUUUGAUGAGAAACAUGAUGAGUAUUUAAUAUUGCUUCAGCAGAGAAACCGGAUACUAAAGCAUUUGAAAGCCAAGGACCCUGUGCAGCUGAGGCUGGAACACUUGGAGCAAGGUUUCUCUGUCUAUGUCAAUGGGGCCAACUCAGAGCUGAAGACAUCACCACGGAAAGCUGUGCACACAGACUUCUCCAGAAGUGCCUCACAGGCUGAGGGGUCACAGGAUUAUGGACGAAGAACCCUAUUCCGAGAAGCCGAAGAAGUCUUAAGACGCAGCUCCAGGACAGCACCAGGAAAAGUCCAUCGCCGAGGAUGGCACCAGAAAUCUGUGCAGAUCAGAACUGAAGCUGGCUCUCGUCUCCAAAUUGAACCACCUCUGGACUGUUCAGAAGAUUUUGAAUCACAAGAAGAUGUGAUUGGCAAGCAUGAGGAUGCCACUGGGGAGCACACACAGGAGCUGAGAAAAGGUCUGGGACUCAGCACAAGCCUCCAGACCCAAGAGGACGGCUCCAGUGACGAGGACGACUCUAUUGAGGAAGACGUCCUCUCUGAGACGGAGACUGAGGAGCCUGUCCUGCCAGUCCACAACAGAGAUGAAUGUCCCCUUCCCAGCCAUGAUGCAGUACAGAAGGAUGUCCCCAAGGACCAGGAACUGGAAGGCCGGCAUCCCCAGGCCACAGACACCCUUGUGGUAAUGGAGUUUAACCCAGCUUCUAAAGGUAAUAAGAUGGACCGGAUUUUAUCUGCUAAGCGGAAGGAGAAUGCUGAGGUCUUCAUCCCCAGCAAACCAGACUCUGUCCUGAAUCCACCGCCCCCAGCUGUGUUCCCAGACCAGGAGAGAGCCUGUUCCAGAUCUGGAAGCCGGAGAGAUAGACCCUUGUCAGCAACCCGCAAAGCAUAUGCAGCUGAGGACCGAGAGGAGGAUGCCUCGGCUGUGCUGAAAGCCAUCCAGGUGGAGAACGCAGCUCUGCAACAGGUCUUCCUCAGCCAAGAUCCUGAGCUACAUACCAGUCCACAGCAGGAGACCAAGGAACCACCAGCAAAAUCCUGGUCCAGUCUGCUGAAGGCCAAGGAGGACAUCCCUGAGCUGCUUCCUGUCACUCCAGUGACCACCAAUCCUGAGCUGUGCAGGGCAGCAGGGGGAGCCAAAGCUGUCAGCCAAGCCAUGGACGGAAUGAGCCCUUUGGGAAGCAGACAGCAGCAUAAACGUGUGGGAGUCUUGCAGACUAUGGAAAGUGACACUGCCCAUCUCAGCCAGGUGGCUAUACCAACAGAGAAGCCAGUACCAAAUUCAGAGGAAAAGUGGAAAGCAAGAGUAGAUGAGAUCGAAGAUGCCAUCUAUGUGACUAUGGAAAUCCUGUCUAACUGGGGCAAUUCAUCAUGGGUGGGUCUCACAGAAGUCCAGUUCUUUGAUCUGAACAACAUAAAGCUUUAUGUCUCACCUCAUGAUGUGGACAUCCGGAAUGCAGUGUUGCCAGGCGAACUGGGGUGCCUUGUCAACAGGGACUUAGUGAGCAAGAAGGACCCCCCUGUGUGGACCUGCCCCUUCCACCCACCACUUCAGCUCUAUUUCAUUAUUCACAACAUGCGACAGCUUCGUGACUUCGGUCUGACCACGAUCAAGGUUCGGAAUUACUGGACAGCAGAUGGGGAUCUUGACAUUGGUGCUAAGAAUGUGAAACUCUAUGUCAACAAAAGCCUCAUCUUUGAUGGCGUGUUAGAGAAAGGAGGAGGUGAAGCCCCUUUUGAUUGUACCAUCCCCGUGGACCUUCAGAGAGAGAGGAAUGAGAGCUCAGACAAGGCGUUGAGCACUGGCUGGAAAGAAAGCAAAGGCGCCCUCAAGAUGGCUGCCUUGAGUGAUGCUAGGGAGCUUGGGCUCAGCUGCUCACAGCCAGCGGAAUCCUUGGAUAUGAUAGUUUCCUCACAAGGAGAUUUCCUUGGUGAAAAGGUGAAUUCUACAUAUGGCCCGAAGAACAGUUUGUCCAAGUUACAGGAAGAUGUAAGACUGUUGGCAACCCCUGCCUCUAUGGGUGAUGGGCCCAGUGUCCCUUCUUCAUCCUCUCCUGGGAAAUGUCUUCCUCUAGAAGAGGAGCCCUCUUUGAUCCAACAGCUGGAAAAUCUCAGAGGUAGGAAAAUCCCCGAACCGACCGGGAAAACCCCACACUGGUUACAGCCUUCUCUAGCAGGGAUGGGCAAGAAACAGACAGUCAGGAAGCCCAAACCCCUGUGGCUCAGUCCUGAAAAAGAUCUGGAACAGAAGAGCAGGCUUCCAUCUGAGGAUGUCAUUGGUGAUACUCCUGGAGAGGUGGAGACCAGGGAAAAAGGCCCUCGUCGUGAGCAAGGGAGGACUAGCAGCUGGAAUGUCAUCACUGAAGAGAGAGCCCCCAAAGCAUCCUCCAAAGCCUGUGGCGACGACUUAGACAUCUUUAGCCAGCCUCCUAACAGGGAUCGCCCUGCUAGUGGGAGGAGGGCCCUGAAGAAGGAUGCCAGCAGUAGCCAUGGUGAUGACCGGCCAGCCAGCAAAGAAGACACCCAGGCCACCCAGACACUGCCUUGGUUGCAGUGGUAUGGUGAGCAGGAACACGCACUGCAUGCAUCAUGGGACUCCCUCACUGCCUUCGACCGUGCCCACCGGGGCAGAAUCUCUGCCCUGGAACCACAGGGGGACAUCCUAGAUGAGUUCCUGAAGCAGCAGAGGAGCAGCCGGCAUGAGGAAUUCCCAGCCCCUUGCAGAGAGGAAGAGCCAAAGCCCUCCACAGAGACGGAUGGUGACAGCGACUUUAAAAUCCCAGUCCUCCCUUAUGGACAGCACUUGGUUAUUGACAUCAAGUCUACAUGGGGAGACAGACACUAUGUUGGCCUUAACGGCAUAGAAAUAUUCAGCUCCUCAGGGGAACCAGUACAGAUUUCCAGCAUUAUGGCGGACCCCCCUGACAUCAAUAUUUUACCAGCUUAUGGGAAAGACCCACGUGUAGUUUCCAACCUCAUUGAUGGGGUGAAUAGGACCCAGGAUGACAUGCAUGUCUGGCUGGCCCCCUUCACACCAGGCAUGACCCACACCAUCUCCAUUGAGUUCACACAGCCUUGCCAAGUUGCCCUGAUUAGGAUUUGGAAUUACAAUAAGUCUCGGAUCCACUCCUUCCGAGGUGUGAAGGACAUCACGAUGCUGUUGGAUACUCAGUGCAUCUUUGAAGGAGAAAUUGCCAAAGCCUCGGGAACUCUGAUGGGAGCCCCUGAGCACUUUGGAGACACUAUUCUCUUCACCAUGGAUGAGGACAUCCUGGAGGCCAUAUUCUGUUUGGAUGAUACUUUUGACAUGGAUGCUGAGAGCCUGUGUGGCCUUCAGCCUGAAGAAGCGCUAAGGAGGCCCAGCACUGCCGACGGUGAAGGUCAGGAUGAAAGGCCUUUCACACAGGCCGGCUUGGGUGCCCAGGACCAGGUACCAGGGCUAGAGCUACAAAGCAGCCCCGCUGUCUCAGAAGUCACCACGCCUGCACCAGGCAUCUUCUAUGGGCUAUGCCUCCGACUAAACUUGACAGCCUCCUGGGGGGACCUGCACUACAUAGGACUCACUGGCCUAGAAGUAGUAGGUAAGGAUGGCGAGGCCUUGCCCAUUCAACCACACCAGCUCUCUGCCUCUCCCAGGGACUUAAAUGACCUGCCAGAGUACAACGAUGACUCACGGACUCUGGACAAGUUAAUCGAUGGCAUGAACAUCACCACCGAGGAUGAGCACAUGUGGCUGAUCCCCUUUUCCCCUGGGUUGGACCAUGUGGUUAUGAUCCACUUUGACAGAGCCCAAAGCAUUGCUGGCCUGCGCCUCUGGAACUACAAUAAAUCUCCCGAGGACACCUACCGAGGGGUCAAAAUCGCUCAUGUGUCCCUGGAUGGCCUGUGCGUGUCUCCUGCAGAAGGCUUUCUCAUCCGAAAAGGGCCUGGCAACUGUCACUUUGAUUUUGCACAAGAAAUCCUUUUUGGGGACUACCUACAGACCCGGCUACCGCCAGCACCCACCAGGAGGCUAGAUGCAAAGAGCCUGGAGCGAGCCAGCAUGGACUACGAGGCCCCACUCAUGCCCUGUGGCUUCAUUUUCCAGUUCCAGCUGCUGUCCAGCUGGGGCGAUCCCUACUACAUCGGCCUCACAGGCCUGGAGCUGUAUGACGAGCAUGGGGAGAGGAUCCCGUUGUCCCAGAACAAUAUUGCUGCCUUCCCAGACAGUGUGAAUGCGCUAGAGGGUGUUUGCGGGGAUGUGAGAACCCCUGACAAGCUUAUCGACCAAGUCAACAACACCAGCGAUGGCAGGCACAUGUGGUUGGCCCCCAUCCUGCCUGGCCUGGUGAACCGAGUGUAUGUCAUUUUCGACCUGCCCACCACUGUGUCAAUGAUCAAACUGUGGAAUUACACGAAAACGCCUCAACGAGGAGUGAAGGAGUUUGGCCUGCUGGUGGAUGACCUGCUUGUCUACAACGGCAUCCUUGCCAUGGUGAGCCACCUGGUUGGGGGCAUCCUGCCCACAUGUGAGCCUACCGUACCCCACCACACCAUCCUUUUUGCUGAGGACACUGACUUCUGUCAUCAGGAGAAACACGCCAUCAUCAGUAAGCCGGAGGAAGACCAGGACAUACAAAUGAUGAAUGAAAACCAGGUCAUCACUACCUCGAGGAGGAAGCCAGGCACUGCUGACCCAGCCUUGCGCCCUAAAACCUGCAUACGUGAGAAGGAGACCUCAAGGCGUUGGCGGUGCUGACUGGAGCAGGAGGGAGAGCCUCUUCGAGCUGGCUAGGCUCUAUCACCAGCCCUGAACAGUACCCAUGUCCUUCACACUUCAGGGUUGGCCAGCUGGGACCCCAAGGGCUGGAAGAGCAUGGAGGGAUAAGGGACUUGAAUCACAGCCCCAGGAGCUAUAGGGGUCAGAUGAAAGGGUCAAGAACAGGAUAGCUGUCUCCUGCCACAUGGGGCUAGCUGCUGGGAGCCAGGGAUACCUGAUUCCUCUCUGUGCCUCUCCUGUGAGGUCUAGAAGAGCAGAGCCUCUGGCAUCCAAGUCCUAGGCAGCCCCUGACCCAGGCUCAGAUCUCAGUACCAUGACCAUGGAGCCCAUGGCCCUCCACUACACAGUCCUCCUCACUAAGGGCAAUGGAGCUGCAGAGAGGCCACUGCUGAGGAGCCAGCUGCUCUUCCUCUAUCCAGUGCCUUUGGAGGCCUGAUGGGGUGAGUCCUAGGUAGCCUCUGUGUUCUGUUCAAACCUGAUUCAGGAUGGGUCAAGGGCAUGUGUCCUGCUGAGGAGAGGAAGUGAGCUGCAGUGAGUGCUGAAACCUGCCCUUAGCCCCUAUAUCUCACACACACACACACACACACACACACACACACACACACACACACACCUACCUGCAAGUCAGAGUUGGGAGGGCCUAGGCUCAGCCCUGCCUCUUCGCCCUGCAGUCCAGAGCCCCAUACGUGUGUGUACAUCUAUGGAACAAGCUCAGAUCAGGAAGCUAAUCAUUCUCCCAGCAGUGGGUAAUUUCUGGUUCCAAAUAUUAAUCUGUUAUUUUCCUGGCUCGGGGCCCAGUGGGGCGGUGCCAUGGUGCCGAACUCAGUACGUUCUGAUACUACCAAGAAUCACAAGCGCUUUUAAGCAGCAACACCCAGCAGCUGUACAGAUGUUUUAAUUCGGAGCCAGCUGACAUGCAGAUAGGAUUGCUUCUCUGAUGAGAAUCCAUCAUCUCUGUAGCCUCUGGGGCCGCCCCCUCCCCUCACCACCCCUGGCUUCUCCAAUCCCAGAUGAGCCGCACACCUCCCAGGAGAGCCAUCAAACCAACUCUGCGGAGGAAGCCAGGGCCUCUGCUCUAACAGGAGUCCAGCUUCUCCUGGGGGUGGGGGGAGCUCAGGUAGAUUUUUCUGGAGCACCCAAGACUGGCCUUGGUGUGCUGCUCCAAAUACUUGGUCGGUUUCUAAGCAUACGCUCCAUGCACCCUCAGAGGGAAGGCACUGGCAGAAGCAUUAACUCUCAAACAAAUGUCUAUUUUUCUUACAAAAUCAAUAAAAGAUGUUAUUAA
Mus caroli (Ryukyu mouse) is the source of this 6277-nucleotide messenger RNA. RefSeq names its product katanin interacting protein (gene Katnip). NCBI's taxonomy places the organism in Eukaryota, Metazoa, Chordata, Mammalia, Rodentia, Muridae. The record is from RefSeq and is a predicted model, not a curated record.